AUGGCGGCGCCCACGGGCCACGUGGGGCCCGGGGGAGGGGGUGAGGAGGAGGAGGAAACGGAGGAGGAAGAGGACGAGGAAGAGGAGAAGGGGCUGCGGGCCGUGUUCCCCCGCGACCCCGAGCUCUUUGCCGAGUCCUUCCCGGCGCGGCGCCGGUUCCGCCUGUGCGGGCGCGUCCUGCGCAUCGCGGAGCUGCACGGGCCGGGGCUCGGCACGGCCGGGAGCGUCUGGGAGGCGGCCCUGUCCCUGUGCCGGUUCCUGGGGGAGCAGCGCCUGGACUUGGGUGGGCGGCGGGUUCUGGAGCUGGGGGCGGGCACCGGCAUCGUGGGGAUCUUCGCUGCCAUGCUGGGGGCGGAGGUGACGCUCACGGACCGUCCGGCGGCGCUGCCGCAGCUGCGGGAGAACGUUCGGCAGAACUUCCCGGGGGGGUCCCCCGAGGGGGUCGCGGGAGGGGCCCCGCGGGUGCGGGCGCUGCGCUGGGGGCGGGACCAGCGCCGCUUCCCCCCCAGAUUCCACCUGGUGCUGGGCUCCGACAUCGUGUACGACCCCCGUGCCUUCGCCCCCCUCCUGGGCACCCUCCGGCACCUCGUGGUCCCCCCGGGCCGGGCCCUGCUCAGCGCCCGCCGGCGGGGGGGGGACGCGGGGACCUCCCGUUUCUUCGGGCAGAUGUUGCCCCCGUUUUUUCGGGUGCAGCUGCUGCGGAGAGACCCCGAGGGGGACAUCGAGAUCUAUGGGCUGACCCCCCGGGAGGGGGGUGGGGAGGGGGAGCAGCUCACGGGGGUCUGGGGAGGUCCCGAGGGGGAUUAAAUGGCCUCGAGGGGCCUCAGA
This is a messenger RNA of Corapipo altera (White-ruffed manakin), 828 nucleotides long. RefSeq names its product EEF1A lysine methyltransferase 3-like. Gene Ontology annotation, cellular component: cytosol; cytoplasm. Gene Ontology annotation, biological process: peptidyl-lysine methylation. The coding region runs from base 1 to 807 and encodes 268 amino acids. NCBI's taxonomy places the organism in Eukaryota, Metazoa, Chordata, Aves, Passeriformes, Pipridae. The record is from RefSeq and is a predicted model, not a curated record. Gene Ontology annotation, molecular function: protein-lysine N-methyltransferase activity. The transcript is spliced from 3 exons.